Messenger RNA from Mesorhabditis spiculigera, 630 nucleotides. The record is from the annotation of a GenBank genome assembly. NCBI's taxonomy places the organism in Eukaryota, Metazoa, Nematoda, Chromadorea, Rhabditida, Rhabditidae.
AUGUCCUACUCAAGAAGUCUGGGCAGUGAUGGGGAGGUAGUACGCCACAAAACCACCUCGAAUUACCUGGGAUGGACCGAGCGCAAACCCCCUGGAUUUCAUGAUAAGUUUGACCACACUGCUCUCCCGGGAGGAGCGGCCACACGUUCAUUUGAAGACUAUGUGAAAGGGUGUUUUACCCCUGGUCGGAUUAAGGAUGAAGAACAAAGAAAACGAGACCACGGCUGCACCGCAGCUUCCAUGAUGAGAAUGGAAAGGGCCUUUGGACCCCACUCACUAGAGAGCUGCGAAGACGAUGAUCUCGCCCUUAAAACACCACUUGAGAGGAUGUACAUCGAUCUAGGACUCCGGAACCCAGAGAUGCCUGCCAAUAUUCGUCACUACGCGCAGACCCGCGAAACGGAUGAUGAGGCAUGGAAGAAGAAUAAUAAGCAGACGUUGAUUGAUUAUAAGGAUUUUAACAGCGCACCGCUUUCCCCCUACCUCUACCAAGAACAUCCCUACGUCCGUAGCCAAGAUUCACGCAUUGUCGGCUCGAAUUUCGUUCAAGUUACCACCCGCCCAAAAGACCGAUUCCUCGAGAAAAUCGACCGAACCCUGGCCGAAGUGCGUGCGAUGCCCCGAUUUGGC